Molecule: messenger RNA, 2228 nt
Organism: Gymnodraco acuticeps
Lineage: Eukaryota; Metazoa; Chordata; Actinopteri; Perciformes; Bathydraconidae
Product: adenylate cyclase type 4-like
Biological process (GO): intracellular signal transduction; cAMP biosynthetic process; adenylate cyclase-activating G protein-coupled receptor signaling pathway
Cellular component (GO): plasma membrane
Molecular function (GO): adenylate cyclase activity
Source: RefSeq, a predicted model, not a curated record
UAUUACCUGUACUGCUGCUUGCUGGCCAUGCUGGGAGUGAUCGUGUUCGUGCGGACGUGCCUGUCUGUGAAGGCGCUGCUGCUCACGCUGGCCGUGGUGGUUUAUCUGGCGCUCUUCCUCCACGUCUACGCCCCGAGGUCACACUGCCUCAUCGACAUGCUCUACAACAACGGCACCAAGCCGGGAAUCUUGAAGGACCCUCAGAUCAUGUCCGGGGUUUGGCUGGUCAUCUUUUACAUCGUGUGCCUCAUACUGGCCAGACAGGACGAGCUGAGUUGCCGGGUAGACUUCCUGUUGGACCACUGCUUCAAGACGGAGAGGGAGGAGAUGGAGACGAUGGAGAACGUCAACAAGCUGCUCCUUCAGAACGUGCUGCCGCUCCACGUCGCCUCCUACUUCAUUGGCAAAAAUAUCCGCAACCAGGACCUGUACAGUCAGUCCUACGACUGUGUGUGUGUGAUGUUCGCCUCGGUGCCUCAGUUUAAAGAGUUCUACAGCGAGAGCAGUGCCAACAGGGACGGGCUGGAGUGUAUGCGCUUCCUCAACGAGAUCAUAUCGGACUUUGAUGAGCUUCUCUCUAAGCCCAAAUUCUGCUCAGUGGAGAAGAUAAAGACCAUCGGCAGUACGUACAUGGCCGCCGCGGGGCUGAGGCACGCUCCACUCAGCGAUGAGGAAAAGAAAGUGGAGAUGUCCUACAGCCAUGUGCGCACCAUGGUGGAGUUUGCCAUCGCUCUGAUGAACAAACUAGAGUUCAUCAACACACACGCUUUCAACAGCUUCAAACUCAGGAUUGGAAUAAACCACGGUCCAGUGAUCGCAGGAGUGAUCGGAGCUCAUAAACCUCAGUAUGAUAUCUGGGGGAACUCUGUGAACGUGGCCAGCCGGAUGGACAGCACCGGAGUUCUGGACAAGAUACAGGUGACGGAGGAGACGGCCCAGAUGGUGGAGAGCGUGGGAUACAACGUCACUCUGAGAGGCGUCGUCAACGUGAAGGGCAAAGGGGAACUCACCACCUACUUCAUCAACAAGGACCAUUCGCUCCCUCAGUACUGAGCUGUGGAGAUGCUGAACAGACUAAUCACUCAGACCUGGGGUCCAAACUUUAGCAGCUAAUGUUUGAUUUCAUUAACUAUUACCUUCCUGUGACCAUCACACACUUCGCACUGACUUUAAGAAGCUGCCUUCGUCUUCUGGAUGAGACACCAAAUAAAAUCUGGACCGAUUUAAAUGAAGAACUGGAAACUGAAAGCAGAGUUUUCUCCUCAAGGAUCGUUUAAUAACAUCAUGUUGCUUACACUGUAUUAUUCUGAGAACAUAUCAUCUGAAAUGAUCGUUUUGGUACAUUUAACACUUCUGAAAUACAUGCACUAUCCAACAGUGUUCAUGUACCUUUCAUUUAUUGGGGACAAAAGAUAGAUGUACCAAAGAUUACAGUUGUUUAAUGAAGGAUAUGAAAGGUAGUUUAUGCCUCAAAUACGCAUAUAUAUAUAUCAAUAUAAUUGUUUUAUUUGAACUUAUUUACAUGUUUUCACUCCAUUGUGUAACGAAACGGCAUUUAAAAAAUGUUACAGAAGUGUCUUUAAAUGUAGGAAAAAUGGGGUUAAACAAUGUGUGUACUUUGAAGAGUCAUGUGAUACUCAUUGGUGUUUCCACAGGUUCCCAUCUUCCAGUAUGGUUGGUUACGAGAUUAUUCACAGUGAUCUAUGCUUUUAUGUGAAACCAUGGAUAGGUUAACCAAUGAAAAUGACUCAUCUCACUCAAGCUCUCGCACCCCAUACACAUUUACAAGUACACAUUGUUUACUAAAGGUGUCACGAUCCACAUAAAGUAAGGAGCCACUGGUUAACGGUACGAUCGCUCACUGCUGGAGACGGAGAGCUGUGCUGCAACCAUGUUGAUUUAAAUAAGAAUCGUUUUAUAUUCACUACUGCCCACAACUAACACAUUAAGCUAACACUUCAGCAUCCUGGUAUACAGAUGUGCCAUGACAAGUCUGAUAAAGCACAUUUGAUAUUGCACUUUUAUGUAUGUUGUCCUAUAUGUUGUCUUUUUUUAAAGGUAGUUCUGCAUUACAAUCCAAGUGUUGAUUGAAUAUUUAUCCUUUUCUUUUGAGUAUGUAUUUCUGUGAGGGAUGAUGUGGAAGUGUGAAUGCAAGAAAAAAAGUAUGUUCAUUAUAGAGAAAUAUUUUUCUAUUUUAUUUAUAAACUAAUAAAGAAGAUACAGCUAUA